Molecule: messenger RNA, 180 nt
Organism: Dissoconium aciculare CBS 342.82
Lineage: Eukaryota; Fungi; Ascomycota; Dothideomycetes; Mycosphaerellales; Dissoconiaceae
Exons: 1
Biological process (GO): regulation of transcription by RNA polymerase II
Molecular function (GO): RNA polymerase II cis-regulatory region sequence-specific DNA binding; DNA-binding transcription factor activity, RNA polymerase II-specific; protein dimerization activity
Source: RefSeq, a predicted model, not a curated record
CGGAAGCGGAAGGACAAGAAGCAACCCCGGCAGAAUCUCUCUGAUAAGCAGAAACGCGAAAAUCACAUCAUGUCAGAGAAGAAGCGACGGCAGCUCAUCAAGACAGGCUAUGCUGACCUUAAUAAGUUGGUGCCUGCUUUGGCCGGGGGUAAAAACGGCAUGUCACGGUCGGAAUCGUUG